Sphaerulina musiva SO2202 is the source of this 1687-nucleotide messenger RNA. RefSeq lists its product as uncharacterized. The record is from RefSeq and is a predicted model, not a curated record. NCBI's taxonomy places the organism in Eukaryota, Fungi, Ascomycota, Dothideomycetes, Mycosphaerellales, Mycosphaerellaceae. The coding region runs from base 1 to 1527 and encodes 508 amino acids. The transcript has a single exon.
AUGCCCAACCGAACCAAGAUGGAGGCUCCCCAUUCCCUCGUGUUGAGCGGCAGUCCACAUUCUGGAACGACAACUUCGCGAGAACGUUUUCAAAAAACAUACCUACUCGCGAUGAGAAUCACGGUCCCCGUCACGAGACCCAUGAUUUUACUUGGAACAGGCUCACCUCAUCGGAACGUUACAUGCACUGAUUCUGUAUCUGGACCCAACACGAGCGCGGGCGGCUUGACGAGAGCAGGCACUGACAAUUUCAAGCCACGCGCGACGUCUCAUCGGCCGGCACUCGCACACAAUCGAAGACUGACACUCGCUAUUGCUGUGCCACUCUGCUGUCUGUUCCUGCUCGCCGUCCUCGGCUGCGUACUCUACUGGACCAGACGUCGGCAACCACUCCGACACGGCACCGGUGGAAGACGGAAAAGUGGUCCAGAAGUCCAUCGCAACAACUUCAUCGAGCCUUCAAACACGCCCCCUCCUACGGAACCGAGCUCAGAAGAGCAGCCUGAAUGGCAGCGGCCCUCUACGGCUAUCAAGAGAUCGGAUGAUGGCUUGUCGAGAAUCACAGAACUGCCUUCGGUGUCUGAUGACACGCCUGGUCACCGCACUUCACGCGAGCUUCAUGAACAGCCACUGUCACCGACUGCACCGCCACCAGAACUUCCUUCUUCACUAAGUUCUCAAUCAGAAACAAUCAAUAGUCCGGACAGCAGUAGCGAUGAUUUUGCCGGACACUUGAGUGGACUCGACGAAGAUCCCUUCUCCGAUCGUGCUGCUACUGCUGCUCCGAUGCCACGCCAGGAGACCUCGCCCGAGAUAUCUCCGUCUUCACUGCCCACUGCUCAGCAUCGACCUCAAAUCGAAACUGCCAGCUCGGUGGGUGCAGCCACGUCUGAGAGUUCUGCUGAACAUCCUGUCACGGCCAUCAAUACGCAAGGACCCAAUAGUGUGAAUGAAGAACAACAGGAUGACGAACCGAGUAGUAGCCGAGCAGUAGUUUCUCGAGCAGCAUUAUUAUCGUCCGAACUCGAACAUUCUUCAAUCGAAAUUGACGAUGGCACUCCUUCGCAAAGUGAUGACCCUCGGCACUUGCAGCCAGCAAGUCACUCCGACGAACCUGUACACCAUCAUUCAUCUAUACUCGAUUCCAGCACUGCUCCUCCUCGCGAUAAUGACACAUCCUGGAAUCCUUUUUCUUCUCCCACUAUACCAGCCACCUCUGCACGUAGCAGCAUCGUAGGAGAGACAGAGUUACCACCUCAGCGUGAAAACAACGACGACGAUGUGCUUGACCAUGUGCAGCAGCAGCCGCCGCCCAGCAACAACAGGGCAGAGGAUACGGCCUCGAGUAGGGAAGAAGAGCACUUUCUCGAUGCCUUUAUUUUGCCGACUCGCAGCAGCAGGAGCAGUAGCAGCAGUCACGAGGAGUUCCCGGCGCCGCCACUCUCGGAUAGAGGCUCUUGGUUGCAUCGUGAGGAGGGGGAAGAGGAAGAGGAAGAGCAAGAUACAGGCGCUACUAAUACGGAGUAGCUGAGUGGUGGUGACACUCCUACUAGAUGAAAGUCCCCCGCAAUAGGUGGUGGUAAUAUUAUGUGUAUGAUUUUAUGGAUGGAUGGCUACAUAUGUGUACUUUUUUGUACUUUCAGGUAGGUAGGUAGGUCGGUAGGUAGUGAGUUGUACUUGAUAGUAG